CAUCGUUCGCUGUCAGUCAGGUUAAGUUUUUCUUACCGACAACAACACCGUCUCGCUAGCUUCUGCUGCUCCCAUCCUGUGUUUGUUGGAUUCCUUCUCUGUGAAAAUAAUAGGAUUGUUUUCUCCAUUAUCACCUCUCGGUUGGCUCUUGUGAUAAGAUUACGAUUGGCGGUGGUGUGUGCAAUCUGCGUGGUACAUUUGUGUGCAAUUCUGUUUAACUUAUUCGGUGCUUACAUAACGCUAUCGGGUCAUUCCCGUUCCGCUGCAAGUACAAAAGCCGGUGUUCGAAGGCCCGGACGAUUCAGUGUAGUGUAGGACUGUUGUGCGUGAUUUGUGUGCGGUAGUUGAUUUAACGUUUGAGGAGGAAAGAAACCCAUUAGGAACGGCAAGAUGUCUCGCAACCCGGCUGAGAACCAACUGAACCUGUUCAAGGAGGCCCAGAAGGACAAAUCCGUGGCAACUACCGGCAAUGGUGCUCCAUUGGGUACCAAAACGGCCACUGCUACCGUUGGCGAACGGGGCCCUGUGGUGCUGCAGGAUGUCCACUUCCUCGACGAGAUGUCCCACUUCGACCGUGAGCGUAUUCCGGAACGUGUUGUGCACGCCAAGGGUGCAGGUGCUUUCGGAUACUUCGAGGUAACUCACGAUAUCACCCAGUACUGUGCGGCCAAAGUGUUCGAAAAGGUCGGCAAGAAAACUCCACUUGCCGUGCGUUUCUCCACUGUUGGUGGUGAAAGCGGAUCGGCCGAUACCGCUCGUGAUCCACGUGGUUUCGCCGUAAAAUUCUACACCGAUGAUGGUGUGUGGGAUUUGGUCGGAAACAACACUCCGAUCUUCUUCAUCCGCGAUCCAAUUCUGUUCCCCAGCUUCAUCCACACCCAGAAACGUAACCCAGCUACUCACCUGAAGGAUGCCGAUAUGUUCUGGGACUUCAUCUCCCUGCGUCCGGAAACCACCCAUCAAGUGAUGUUCUUGUUCGCUGAUCGUGGUAUUCCUGAUGGCUACCGGUUCAUGAACGGCUAUGGAUCCCACACCUUCAAGCUUAUCAAUGCUGAUGGAAAGCCGGUGUACUGUAAGUUCCACUUCAAAUGUAAUCAAGGUAUCAAAAACUUGGAAGCCAGACGAGCUGAUGAACUUGCUGGAUCUGAUCCUGACUAUAGCAUUCGGGAUCUGUACAACGCAAUCGCCAAGGGUGAGUACCCAAGCUGGAAUUUGAAAAUCCAGGUUAUGACAUUCGAACAAGCUGAGCAACAUAGCUUCAACCCGUUCGAUGUAACUAAGGUCUGGCCACAGAAUGAGUUCCCAUUGAUUCCGGUCGGUCGUAUGGUGCUUGAUCGCAAUCCAAGCAACUACUUUGCUGAGGUUGAGCAAAUCGCUUUUGCUCCAUCGCACCUGGUUCCAGGUAUCGAGGCAUCCCCGGACAAGAUGUUGCAAGGUCGUCUCUUCUCUUACGCUGAUACGCACCGCCAUCGCCUCGGAGCAAACUAUCUUCAACUGCCGGUCAACUGCCCGUACCGCGUUGCCAUGAAGAACUAUCAGCGUGAUGGCCCGAUGAAUGUCACCGACAAUCAAGGAGGAGCCCCGAACUAUUAUCCCAACUCCUUCGCAGGACCGGAACCGUGCGGAUUUGCAAAUAAGCUCCAAAACUCCAAAUUCCACGUGUCCGGAGAUGUCAACCGGUUCGAGUCCGGCGAUACCGAGGACAAUUUCGCCCAGCCCGCCAUUUUCUACCGCCGCGUGCUGGAUGAAGCCGCCCGAGAGCGUAUGAUCACCAACAUGGUCAACCACAUGUCGGCCGCCUCGUCCUUUAUUCAGGAACGCGCCGUCAAGAAUUUCUCGCAAGUCGAUGCCGAUUUUGGACGUCGCUUGACCGAGGGUCUGAAGCUACGCCGUUCGGCCAAAAUGUAAAAGCACGAUUGACGAAGGUAAGCGACUAUUACAUUUCCUCUGAGAUAAGAUUUAUCUUUAUACAAUCACACACAUACAAGCAUAAGAUUUUUGCUCUUGGUUUCUUUGUAAUUCUUUAUAAGUGUACACGAAGGAGAAAUUUUGGAUGAUGUAUGGAGUAAGAUGGGCUAAUUAUUAAGUUUUUACAUGCUAUCGAAAGAAAUUUUAUAUAUAUAUAUUGUGGCGUCUAGUAUGCUUUCAGAUAUUAUUCUAAUAAAGUUUAACGAUUUCCUA
Aedes albopictus (Asian tiger mosquito) is the source of this 2181-nucleotide messenger RNA. RefSeq names its product catalase. Bases 391 to 1908 code for a protein of 505 amino acids. Gene Ontology annotation, cellular component: mitochondrion; peroxisome; cytoplasm. The record is from RefSeq and is a predicted model, not a curated record. The transcript has 2 exons. NCBI's taxonomy places the organism in Eukaryota, Metazoa, Arthropoda, Insecta, Diptera, Culicidae. Gene Ontology annotation, molecular function: heme binding; catalase activity. Gene Ontology annotation, biological process: hydrogen peroxide catabolic process; response to hydrogen peroxide.